AUUAAAAAUAGACCCAAAUAGGGGCUUUGUCAGGGUUUUAGCCCCGAAGCUGUUAUUUUUGUUUUUUCAUUUACAAUUUUGGAGAAAAAGUUAUUACUAUUUUUAUUUUUAUAGAUUUGGAAAUCCUGAUGCUUCACCGUCCGAUGCCGGCGAUCCUCCCGCCAACAGUUUGUCGCUGGAAUAGCCUAUUAAUUUUGCAGCCAAAUGCAACAAAUUGACAAUUUUGGAACACCAAAAUCCGGAUCCACAUCACAUAUUAUCACUGUGAAAACCGGAGAGGACGUGGCAACAAAUAUAAAGUCAUUUACUCAGAAUUGUUCAGGGCUUGUUUGUAUCCUGUCAGCGACUGGUGCAUUAUCAAAUGUGUCUCUAAGGCGAGUUGGCGUGCCCGGAGGAGCUGCGACCUAUGAGGGACUGUUUGACAUUUUGUCUCUAUCUGGUUCAUUUCUGCCAUCUGAAAUUGGCGGUCCACAAGGUGGAGUUAGUGUAUUAUUAGCUGGACGUGAUGGAAGAGUUUUAGGUGGUGCCGUGGCGGGUGUUCUAAUUUCUGCAUCACCGGUCCAGGUUAUUGUAAGUACUAUCACUCCACCUGCUACUCCGUUGAAUCCCAAUCUUGGUAGUGCGACAAGGGGCAACAGCCCACCAUCACGUGGCACGUAUAGUGGGUUGUCCAGUUUGCUACCCAGUCACCCUAAAUCAAAGCGGUCCAUCAGGCACGAAGUAUAACGUGGAAGGAAACUCAAAGCUUGCCGUGGGAAUGAGUUUUUUCCGCUCUUUCUGACAGAUUGACUCCUCGUCGACUAUUCACGAGGAAGACUCCUGAGGGGAUUGUUGUACUUACAAUUUACAUUGUUGUAAUUCUAGUUUUGCAAACAAGGACCAUAGGCCUUUUUUCUUUUUACCUAAGCGUUUAAAAAGAACUGGUUAGAAUGCCAAUUUUGCUGAUGCUUUGCAUUUUGUCUUGUUAAUUUAGCUUUUUGUGUUUUUU
Messenger RNA from Capsicum annuum, 988 nucleotides. RefSeq names its product AT-hook motif nuclear-localized protein 2. NCBI's taxonomy places the organism in Eukaryota, Viridiplantae, Streptophyta, Magnoliopsida, Solanales, Solanaceae. The transcript has 5 exons. The record is from RefSeq and is a predicted model, not a curated record. The coding region runs from base 205 to 726 and encodes 173 amino acids. Gene Ontology annotation, molecular function: minor groove of adenine-thymine-rich DNA binding.